GUCAUCUCCGUGCGACACAGCAUUUUUUCACCUGCCGGCAGCUAUCAUCAGGCGAGGAGACACUGGAGUUUUUGACCCUGAAAAUGAACCUUAAGAGGAUUUUCCUAGUCAAGUGCUUGCUGCUUUUAUUUCCCAGUGUAAAAUGUGCUGUCACCAAAUGGAUUUACAGGGCAGUGAACGACUCUGCUCUUCUUCAUGUCCCUGCUGCUGGGACCGUACACGAAGUAACAUGGAUGAGAGAUGAGAAAAAGUUACUUCAGAUAAAAGAUAUGAAAACCAAGUAUUACGUGAACAAGGGCCAGUGCAGGUGUAAGAUACUCCUGAAUGGGACUCUGCAAAUUGAGCAGCUGGUGAAAAAUGAUAGUGGAAAGUACGGAGUCCUUGUUUAUGGAAAGGAUGGAAAGUUUAAGGCAGAAGAGGACACAAUGCUCGUUGUUCAGGAACCCGUCCCUCAGCCAAACCUCAGCAUUUACUGUGUUAACAGAUCUAUAUUGGUGACAUGUGAAGUGAAGCAGAAGACUGAUGACCAUACAUUUAUGAUAGAAGUGACGCGAGAUAAAAACAAAAAAAUCCAAAAGAACGCGACAAAGGUGGAAUUUCAUACACAUUACUCUGGGCCAUUCAAAUGUGUUGUGAAGAACCAAGCCAGUGAAAAAUCAACUGAGAAGAAAAUCAAGUGUUCAGGCCAGCUGGACCUUUAUCUCAUCUUAAGCAUAGCAGGAGGCCUAAUCUUCUUUGCAGUCUUCAUGACUUUGCUUAUUUACUGUAUUAGGAAGAAGAGAGCAGAAAGGCUUGAAGAAGAUGAUGAGGAGAGAAUGAUGCAAAUUCGCCAGGUGGACACCGAAAUGAUGGUCCGGGAGCUCCCCCAGCCACCAUCCAACCCUCCCCUGAAGCAGGCACGCGUGCAGCAGAGGCCUCUGCCACAGCCACAGAUGCAGCAGCAAGCAGUGCCCCCACGGCCCAGGCCGCGCACUCAGCAGCGAACUCCAAACCGCCCAAGAGAAAGACCUUAAAUGACCGCCUUGGGCAGGACAGAGGACUCUCUGCUCCAUGAUUCACUGGAAAAAGAAAGUUUUUAAUAGUCAGGAACCCCUCCUGCCCUAGGGUUGCAUAACGCUCAGCUAUGAAGUGGCAGCUUUUGUUGCAGAAAAUUAGGGAGUGCGUUAAAUGGCUCCCAGUGGAAGAGAUUCGUAGUGAUGGAGGUUCAUCCCUGUGGCCAUUCUUCUUUAAGUGACUUCAGGCUAAGGUAUGGAGCAUUGAGCCUUGAAACCUGUGUCUUUCUGUGAUUCAUUUGUUUUUAUUGCUUCUCAUUAUCUUCUUGUUUUUUGGAUGGGUUAUAUCAAGAAGGAUCUAAAGCUCUAGUGAGACAACAUGGGCUUAUUUCUCUUAACAUAGUUUUGUCACAUGUCUUUCUUUCCUGCCUCCCCACAUUCAGACAGCCCUCUGGCUUCAGCAUCAAAUCCAUGAUCUUCUGGACAGAAAAAAAAUUGCGUGUAAUUAAACAUCUAAUGUUGAAAGAAUUGGUGCUGUCUAAUGCAGAGAAAAGAUGGAGGGGAGAUAGGAGAGCCUUUGUGUGUGUGUGGAAAAAAAAGCAAGUGGGAAAGGAGUAAGCUAUCCAUCUUCUCUACCAUGUUUAGAACAAUAAAGCAUGGACUUAAAUUGC
Molecule: messenger RNA, 1663 nt
Organism: Struthio camelus australis
Lineage: Eukaryota; Metazoa; Chordata; Aves; Struthioniformes; Struthionidae
Gene: CD2
Product: CD2 molecule
Source: RefSeq, a predicted model, not a curated record